Molecule: messenger RNA, 1071 nt
Organism: Haemorhous mexicanus (house finch)
Lineage: Eukaryota; Metazoa; Chordata; Aves; Passeriformes; Fringillidae
Product: zinc finger protein 239-like
Exons: 1
Coding region: 12-836 (274 amino acids)
Biological process (GO): negative regulation of transcription by RNA polymerase II
Molecular function (GO): DNA-binding transcription repressor activity, RNA polymerase II-specific
Source: RefSeq, a predicted model, not a curated record
AGGAGCUGAGCAUGGAGAGCAGGGAGGACAAAUCCCUGUGUCAGAACCUGGUGGAAGAGGCCGUUUUGAGCGGCUCCACGGCGCAGGAACCCAACGGGGAGGAAAAGCCCCGGAGAUCCCGCACGAGGAGGGGCUGCAAACGCAGAUGGCAGGGAUCUGAGGGGGAAAGAGCCAGCCUGGGCCGGGAAGGCGGCCAGAGAUGGAGCCAGAGCUCGGAGCUGGUGCUGCAUGAGCAGCUCCAUGAUGGGGAGAAGCCCCACACGUGUGAGGAGUGUGGGAAGAGCUUCAGGUGGAACUCUGAGCUGAUCAGGCACCAGAGGACCCACACUGGGGAACGGCCCUACGAGUGUGAUCAAUGCAAGAAGAGGUUUCCGACCAGCUCCAAUCUCCUCCAGCACCAGCGCACUCACACAGAGGAGAGGCCCUUCCGCUGCCCCGACUGCGGGCAGGGCUUCAGGCAGAAUGUUCAUCUUGUCAUGCACCGACGCAUCCAUACUGGGGAGAGGCCCCACGAGUGUGGGGAAUGUGGGAAGAGCUUCAGGCACAGCUCCAACCUGAUCAGGCACCAGAGAACCCACACCGGGGAGAGGCCCUACGAGUGUUCUAAGUGUGGGAAGAGGUUUCAGAGCAACUCCCUUCUUCUCCAGCACUAUCAGAUUCACAGAGAGGAGAGGCCCUUCCAAUGCCCUGAUUGCGGGAAGGGAUUCAAGCACAACUCCACCCUCAUCACCCACCGGCGCAUCCACACUGGGGAGAGGCCCUACGAGUGUCCCCAGUGUGGGAAGAGCUUCUCCAGGAGCUCUAACCUUACCCGACACCAACGGAGGCACCGGUGAGGGAAGCCCUGCAAGUGCCCCGAGUGCGGGAAGAGCUUCGUGUGCUGCUCCAGCUCCAUCCCCCACUGGAGGAGCCACAUUGGGCAGAGCCUUGGUCACCCACAUUCCUGUGAUCCAUGUUGGGAACACACCUGGCUGCUUCUCCUUUUGGUCUGGCAUUAAUUUUCUUGUGCCUCAUCUUCAUCCCUUAAAAACACCAUAAACAUGGUUAAAUAAAUGAAAUUGAUCAAAGAUA